Messenger RNA from Leptomonas pyrrhocoris, 1952 nucleotides. RefSeq lists its product as hypothetical. Gene Ontology annotation, molecular function: methyltransferase activity. Gene Ontology annotation, biological process: RNA methylation. The coding region runs from base 60 to 1952 and encodes 630 amino acids. The transcript has a single exon. NCBI's taxonomy places the organism in Eukaryota, Euglenozoa, Kinetoplastea, Trypanosomatida, Trypanosomatidae. The record is from RefSeq and is a predicted model, not a curated record.
GAAUUGUCAAGUUCAUCGCUGUUUACUCUCAUGAAACAGCUUUAUGGCCGUGGUCAGCGAUGAAUGAGUCUGCCGUAUCCCACACGUCACCUCCGGUGCAGUACCCAUCGACCUUCUCCGAUGAGCUCAUCGAGCACUGCCGGCAGGGAUGCAUUCCGCCGGAGGUCUUCGCAGAUGCCCGUGCGUUGCUGACAGAGGAGGUGCGACGGCGCUACGUGCGGGUGAACCCGCGCUGCCUGACGCAAGUCCUCGAUGACGGUGCAGAAGGUGUGUUGCGCCUUGGGACGCUCUCCUCUUUGCCGGAUGACUCGUCGCCGCUCACAAGUGAAGAGCGGCAGCUGGGCUGUGAAGCACAGUUACAUCUUCGCUCUGAAUCUCCUUCAGGACACGCAAAGAACGAGUCACCAAUGCUGUCUUCUUCCGCGUUCACCAAAGCGCACAUCAUCACCGCUGUUCCGAAAUCCACACUCCUGCGCCUUGGUGUUGCCCAUCUUACCGGGCUGCCGUUGGCCUCCGUUCAGUCUGUGCCGUGGCUGCCGUGCGGUGUCUUGACCCUCCCCUGGUCCUACCCAAUAGGCGGCAGUCUUCUCUUUCGUGAUGGCGUCCUCGUCGCCAUGGACGCGGCUUCCAUCGCGGCAGUCGUAGCGCUGCGGCCGCGGAGGGGCGAGCGGGUGUUGGACCUCUGCUGCGCGCCGGGCAUGAAGCUGGGCCUUAUCGCUGACGCCGUCAGCAGUCAAGAGGGGGAGGGUGAGAAGGACCUUCCACGAGGCGGAAGAGGCCUGGCGGUAGGCGUGGAUGUGAGUCUCUUGCGUGUGUACAUGUGCCGCUCUACGCUGAAGAAGCAUCAGUGCGGCACAGGCGCGCGCACCUCCUCCUGUGCUGCGACGUCCCUCCCUGUUUGCGUGUUUGUGGGCGACGGACGGUACUUUACAAUGGCAGACGCGAUGGCAUCGAUGGACGAGGCCGAGACGGCCACCGUGGAUGUGGGCGUCGGCCUCACGGCGAGGGAGCGGCGUGCGCUGCGGCGACUGUCGGAGAGCACUACGAAACGGCGAAGGUGUGAUGCCGAUAUGGCCCCAGCAGCGGCGGUGCAACGACUGGUGUCACCGCUACGUGCGUCGGGCAGCUCUGCCGGUGCGGUGCACGUCGGCUAUGCUCCUGCAGAAGCCCGGGCAUCCCUUUCGGUGUGGAGGCAAGAGGAGGAGAACAUAGAAGCGCACGAGCAAGGCGGGGUUGCCGAGAAGUGCCUGUUUGAUCGUGUAUUGGUGGAUGCGGAGUGCUCGCACGACGGCUCCGUCGCGCACCUCCAGCUGGAGGACAGCAAGGCACCGCUAGACAUCGGCAACUCGAGCGCCGUUAUUGAAAAAGGGCGGGGGCUCACAAAUAAGUACCGCAUGCAGCGCCUCAAUUUAAGCGUGGACGGCACGCCACCAGCGGAGGCUAGCGAUUCUUCUUCGUCCUUGUUCGACCUGCAGUCGGAGCUGCUCUACAACGGUUAUCAACAGCUAAAGCCCGGUGGCACCUUAGUCUACUCCACAUGCUCCUACGCCUUCUCACAAAACGAGCUUGUUGUGCGGCGCUUUCUCAGCCGUGUCAACGCACCGGCGGCGCGGGCAACGAACUCUGUCAAGGUGAAAGCUGUAUUGGUGCCAGCCUUUUCGUACACACACGAAGGGCGUGGUACCCCCAAUCGCGAGUGCGUGGAAAAUGCGCCGGUCUCUUCGUGUGUUCGCAUGGAGAGCGAGUCAGCAGCGGAGGCGCUGCAACAGCAGCUCAACGACCAUGCGGCUGACUAUGGUGUGGUAGAGGAAGGAAUGCGCCGUCAUUAUCCGCCGGCGGAAGCGGGACCGUUGACUUCUACGCCGGUUGGGAGUCGAUUUUGGCCGCGGACCUUUUCAAGCAGCUUCCUCUACGUCGCGAAGGUCUGGAAGAAGGUGGAGGCGUCGGAUUGA